Penicillium soppii is the source of this 1419-nucleotide messenger RNA. Its product is annotated as mitochondrial 37S ribosomal protein bS1m. Gene Ontology annotation, cellular component: mitochondrial small ribosomal subunit. Lineage: Eukaryota; Fungi; Ascomycota; Eurotiomycetes; Eurotiales; Aspergillaceae. The transcript has a single exon. Bases 1 to 1419 code for a protein of 472 amino acids. Gene Ontology annotation, molecular function: structural constituent of ribosome. The record is from RefSeq and is a predicted model, not a curated record. Gene Ontology annotation, biological process: mitochondrial translational initiation.
AUGGCAUCCGCCAGGCUAUCGCCAACGGCGAACCUACUGCGCAAGUCGCGUUUAUUCGCACUUCCUAAGUCUCUCAAGGUUCCCGCGGACCAAGCGACGUCGAGAGCUGUUUACGAUUCCGACUCCGCAACUCUGCCUCACCCGAUUCGAGCCUCCAUCGUUACCCCGGGUUCAUCAUUAGCCCGAGGCGAUUGGGGUCUCAAGCGACCUCUACCUGCUAAAGCAACCUCAGAGAAAUCCUCGAGACCUGUUGUCAGGGUCCACGCUCUCGACACAUUCGAACAUGUCACCGACUUCGAAUCCGCCGCGGAUCACACGAUGACCCUCGAGAAGUUCCAGGAGUUGCACAUGCCCAUGUCUCUUCCCUCCAGAGUCAACUAUGCGACAAACGUGGUCCCCAGACACCAGAGUCCAUUCGAAACCCACCUUGAUAACACCGAGACGAGCCAGGGUCUCAAGGAAACUGGUGCCAAACAAUUCAGACACACCGGUCCUUGGCUCGCCGGACAAACGGACGCGGAGUUCGCUUCUUACCUGAAACAAGUGUCUAACAGGAAGCCCGAGCUUCUCCAGAAGCUUCGUGAACAAUUCGUUGCCAAGCGUUCUGCUGAGCUUCGCAAACAGGCACAGGACAACGGAGAGGACUUUGCCGCUGGACCCAUGAAAAUCACCGAUGAGGAGUUCAACACUUAUAUCAAAACUUUGCGCAAUGAUCCAUUUGCUCUUGGCCCGGUUGUUUUCGAUCUGCUUGACCUCUCUUCGCCCCCAGCCGUUCCCAGUGAGCGUAUUGGACACAAGUACUACCAAGCUCCCCCAACCAAUCUGGCCUCAUCCGAAUACGCCAUUUCUGGACCUCCUAAGACCCACCCGUCUGCCGGUCUGUCCUACGCGCGAUCACACGCUCUGAUUCAGAACCAUCCCAAGUUCGGUCCCCAGGCCUACCAGCGCCCCGUGGAGGCAAGAAUCCUGCGCCCCAAGGGCCGUUUCAAGGGUAAGAUGUCUCGUGCCAUCGCAGGUAUCGGUGGUAUUGCCGUGGAAGACUUGAACGCCAUGGCAUUCGUUGAGCAGGGCACACCUCCUGGUCUUACUUCCUUCGACGCGUCCAUUCCAGGUGGCGGCAAAUACUGGGUGUCUCCCAUUCGCGCAGCCAUCGAUUCCAACGGCCGGAUUAGCCUUUCAUCUUACCGCGCCAGCGCCACUGCCAAGGCGCCUUACGGAAUUGAAGAGCACAAGAAGGAGUACCCCAUUUUCAUCUCGGACGUUGCCGAUUCUUCAUCUCAGACGGUCCCACGAUUGGACAGACAGCCCUUCGGUCAGCCUCGGUUCAACCCUGCCAGUGAUAGGCAGCCAAGGGGGCCAAUUAGGGGAACAGAGGAUAUCGCCCGCAGCCUUCUCGACAACCUCAACUCUAAGUCAUAA